Molecule: messenger RNA, 2205 nt
Organism: Vicia villosa (hairy vetch)
Lineage: Eukaryota; Viridiplantae; Streptophyta; Magnoliopsida; Fabales; Fabaceae
Product: serine/threonine protein phosphatase 2A 59 kDa regulatory subunit B' gamma isoform-like
Exons: 4
Coding region: 299-1870 (523 amino acids)
Biological process (GO): signal transduction
Cellular component (GO): protein phosphatase type 2A complex
Molecular function (GO): protein phosphatase regulator activity
Source: RefSeq, a predicted model, not a curated record
CUCUUCUCUCCAGUUCUCUCUUUACACACACUCAUACAGUAACACAAAAAAAAAAUCAAAUUGGGUUCUUCAAAACAUUUCUUCCAUUUUUUAAUUUUCUGUCACUAAAUUUCCCACUUCACUCUUCUCAGAGGUUUUCUCAAUCUCACUUUCAAUAAUCUUGAAACAGGUGAGUUUGAUUUUGGAAGAUGAUUUUCUGAGUUGGUUCAGUUCAGUUGUUGAAUGUUUGGUUGUUUUAGUAGAAAAAUUUGGAUUUGGAUUAGGAUUGAUUGCUCUCUAGGGUUUGGUUGUUCUAGAUAUGAUCAAAAACAUACUCGGUAAAAUACCUCGCAAGCCUUCCAAAUCUUCAGAGAGGGAUUCUAACGGUGAUGGAGAGUUGGUCAAUGGUGGUUCCAAUAGUGUAUUGAAAUCUAAUUCAACUUUUUCAAAAUCUUCGAAUUCUACUUCAGGUGGGUUGUAUUCUGGGAAUGGGAGUUCGAAGAAUUCAAAUAAAACAAACCAAGCUAAGAAGUCAACUCCUGUAAUUGGUUCGACAAUGGCUCUUGGUAAUGGAGUUUAUGAGGCUUUGCCGGGUUUUCGGGAUGUUUCUAGCUCGGAGAAGGCUAAUCUUUUUAUAAGGAAGUUAAAUAUGUGCUGUGUUGUAUUUGAUUUUAAUGAUUCUAGCAAGCAUGUUAAAGAGAAGGAUAUCAAGAGGCAGACUUUGCUUGAACUUGUUGAUUAUGUUUCUGCUGUGAAUUCGAAGUUCAGUGAAGCGACAAUGCAGGAGAUCACUAAGAUGGCAGCGGCAAAUUUGUUUCGAACUCUGCCGUGUUCGAAUCAUGAUGGUAAGCUUGCAGAAGCAUAUGAUCCUGAAGAGGAGGAACUUGCGUUGGAACCGGCAUGGAGUCAUCUGCAGAUUGUGUAUGAAGUUCUCUAUAGGUUUGUGGCUUCACCAGAGACGGAUGCAAAGCUUGCUAAACGAUACAUUGAUCAUUCAUUUGUAUUGAGACUGAUUGAUCUCUUUGACUCUGAGGAUCAGAGAGAAAGGGAAUACUUGAAGACUAUUCUCCACCGUAUUUAUGGGAAGUUCAUGGUACACCGCCCGUUCAUUAGAAAAGCGAUUAAUAAUGUCUUUUAUCAGUUCAUAUUUGAGACAGAAAGACACAACGGAAUUGCAGAAAUGCUGGAGUUUUUGGGCAGUAUAAUUAAUGGCUUUGCUUUGCCUUUGAAGGAAGAGCAUAAGCUGUUCCUUAUCCGUGCACUGAUCCCACUUCACAAGCCAAAGUGUGUCUCUAUGUAUCACCAACAGCUUUCUUAUUGUGUUACCCAGUUUGUUGAGAAAGAUGUCAAGUUAGCUGAUACUGUGAUCAGAGGUCUUUUGAAAUAUUGGCCUGUAACUAAUAGUGCAAAGGAGGUAAUGUUCCUUGGUGAACUGGAGGAAGUUUUAGAAGCCACUCAAGCAGCAGAAUUUCAGAAAUGUGCGGUGGGAUUGUUUCGUCAAAUUGCUAGAUGCCUCACUAGCCUACACUUUCAGGUGGCUGAACGUGCACUGUUUCUGUGGAACAACGAUCAUAUCAGAAAUUUGAUAAUACAAAACUGCAAAGUAAUACUACCUAUAAUCUUCCCUGCUUUGGAGAAAAAUGCACGUGGCCACUGGAACCAAGCUGUCCAGAGCUUAACUCUGAAUGUGAGAAAAAUAUUCUCUGAUGCCGAUCAAACACUUUUUGAUGAAUGCAUGAUCAAAUUCCAAGAAGACGAAAUCAAAGAACGAGAGAAGCAAGAGAAGCGGGAAUCCACGUGGAAGAAUUUGGAAGAUGUGGCUAUUGCAUCCACAUCUUUAAGCAACGAAGCAGUUCUUGCGUCAAGGUUCGCGUCCGUUGCUACCGUGUAAAACAACUGUUGAGUGCAGGUUGUUGAGAGCCAUUAGAUAUUCAAAUUGUUAAGUCUACCUCAUGACUAAGAACUGAAUGAAUGCUUUUAGUUGGAGGUAUAUCUUAUUUUACUAUUAGUUUACUGCAAGAAAUUAAGAUUACGACGAGUUCUGUGGACAUGUUUGCUGGUGUUUUUCUGGAUUUUUUUGGAGAUGUAUAUGUGCUAUAAGGAAUGUAAUUUGUAUUUGACAGUGCUUGUUUAUUGGAUCCAUGUUGGUGGUGGUGGCAUAUCAUAUAACUCAAUGUUAUGCCACUUUUUCUUUUAACUUUCAAACUACAUAAUUAUUCAUCACAA